Messenger RNA from Alternaria burnsii, 306 nucleotides. RefSeq lists its product as uncharacterized. NCBI's taxonomy places the organism in Eukaryota, Fungi, Ascomycota, Dothideomycetes, Pleosporales, Pleosporaceae. The transcript is spliced from 2 exons. Bases 1 to 306 code for a protein of 101 amino acids. The record is from RefSeq and is a predicted model, not a curated record.
AUGUCAUCUUCCUCAAACAAACACGCACUCACGCCCACUGUGGCUCAACGGGAUGCAGAUCACCGGUACAGUCAGCAACUCACGAAUUUGCUCAAUGAGAUUACCGAGCUCAACAAGACUAUUGGUGAGACAGCUGCGGAACACCGACGCGAGAUCUCGAUACAAGCCCGGGCAAUGACAUGUCUCAAUAUGAAGGUGAUGUGGAUCACGUACAAACUUGAUCCUGUAAUCAAAGUAGAUGCUAUCACAGCGGAAAGGAUGAGCAGGAUGUUUCCAGAGAUUGCAGAAUUCUUUACACUUGAUUAA